Messenger RNA from Mugil cephalus (flathead mullet), 7568 nucleotides. RefSeq names its product microtubule associated serine/threonine kinase 3b (gene mast3b). The record is from RefSeq and is a predicted model, not a curated record. Gene Ontology annotation, molecular function: protein binding; protein serine/threonine kinase activity; ATP binding. NCBI's taxonomy places the organism in Eukaryota, Metazoa, Chordata, Actinopteri, Mugiliformes, Mugilidae. The transcript is spliced from 27 exons. Gene Ontology annotation, biological process: intracellular signal transduction; peptidyl-serine phosphorylation. Bases 363 to 4763 code for a protein of 1466 amino acids.
AACGCAACAUCAGGCUCCGGUUUCCUUCUCACACGGGGAGACACACACACACACACACACACACGCUCAGAUAUCGUGGUGUGGACAAACUAAAGUCUACCUCUGCAGCUGAUGACUGGACGGUGUUACGCACCUGGCAAGCCGGCCACGGGGGCGAUGAUCCGGGUAAAGGGCUUCAGUUCAGACCGGGGGAUGUGAACGGCAGCUCCGGAGACGAAUACAAAAGGAACCGCCGAGAAGGGAGAGACGAUGGCGGGGAGAGCCGCGGGAGGAGCAGCGGGCUUCGCAUCCACCCCAGCUUCACUUUUCUGAGUCCACCACAAACUUUGACACGGGGGUCGUGCGUAAGAAAACCCUCCAGCAUGUCGGAUCCGAGUCACUGGUCUGCGGUGUCCAACCAGAACAAGUCCCAUUUUGUUCCGGGAGCGUUGCUGAAGCGCUCAAAAAGCUGUCGCAGCAGCAACAGGAAGAACCUCGGAGUCGGGACGCCCUCGCCCACGCUGUCCCGGCCGCUCUCCCCCCUCUCACUCCACACCGCCGCGAGCAGCCCUCUAGACAGCCCCCGAAAUGUGUCGACCAGCGCCUGCCUCAACUUUCCGUUCGCCCGGAGUCACUUGGCUCGCACUGACAGAGCUGAGGGCCGGAGAUGGUCCCUGGCGUCCCUCCCCUCGUCCGGCUACGGAACCAACCCGCCAAGCUCCACCGUCUCCUCCUCCUCGUCCUCCCAGGAACGUCUCCACCAGCUUCCGUACCAGCCGACGCAGGAUGAGCUGCACUUCCUCUUCAAACACUUCCGCAGCACGGACAGCAUGACCGACGAGGACGGACGGCCCUCACCCGUCAUGCGACCUCGGUCCCGGAGCCUCAGCCCCGGGCGAUCAAGCGUCUCCUUCGAUAAUGAGAUCGUCAUGAUGAACCAUGUUUACAGGGAACGUUUUCCAAAGGCCACAGCCCAGAUGGAGGAGCGCUUGUUGGAGAUUGUCACCCAUUGCUCUCCAGACAGCUCCCUCCCGUUGGCUGACGGCGUCCUGGGUUUCAUCCAGCACCAGUUGGUCGAGCUGGUCAGAGACUGUCUGGACAAGUCCCAGAAAGGCCUGGUUACGUCGCGCUACUUUGCUGAGCUGCAGGAGAAGCUGGAAAAGCUGCUCCACGAGGCCUACGAGCGUUCUGAGAGCGAGGAGGUGACCAUCAUCAUCCAGAUGGUGCGGAAGAUCCUCAUCAUAAUCUCUCGGCCGGCCCGUCUCCUUGAAUGUCUGGAGUUUGACCCGGAAGAGUUCUACCACCUGCUUGAAGCAGCAGAGGGUCAUGCCAAAGUCGGCCAGGGAAUCAAGACAGACAUCCCUCGGUACAUCAUCAGCCAGCUGGGUCUGACACGUGACCCGUUUGAAGACAUGGUACAGCUUGAACAAUACGACCCCAGCCCUUCGGUGUCAGUGGAACCAGAUGCUCAAGUGGAGAACAAAGCCCCACAGACGCUGACUCCAACUCGAAGGAAACCUCUUGAGAGCGAUUUCGAGACCAUCAAACUCAUCAGCAACGGAGCUUACGGGGCCGUGUAUCUGGUACGGCACAAGGAGACCCGUCAACGGUUUGCGAUGAAAAAGAUAAAUCGCCAGAACCUGGUGCUGAGGAACCAGAUCCAGCAGGCGUUUGUGGAGCGGGACAUUCUGACCUUUGCUGAGAACCCCUUUGUCGUUUCCAUGUUCUGCUCCUUUGAAACGCGACGUCACCUCUGCAUGGUCAUGGAGUACGUAGAAGGUGGAGAUUGUGCCAACUUGCUCAAGAACAUGGGCCCGCUGCCUGUAGAGAUGACAAGGAUGUACUUCGCAGAAACAGUCCUGGCUCUGGAGUACCUUCACAACUAUGGCAUCGUGCACAGGGAUCUCAAACCUGACAAUUUGUUGAUUACAUCCAUGGGCCACAUCAAGCUGACAGACUUCGGUCUGUCUAAAAUCGGCCUGAUGAACAUGACCACCAACCUUUACGAGGGUCACAUGGAGAAAGACACAAGAGAGUUUAUUGACAAACAGGUGUGUGGUACUCCGGAGUACAUCGCCCCGGAGGUGAUCCUCAGGCAGGGCUACGGGAAGCCGGUGGACUGGUGGGCGAUGGGGAUCAUCCUCUAUGAGUUCCUGGUCGGCUGUGUUCCGUUUUUCGGAGACACGCCCGAGGAGCUUUUUGGACAAGUUGUCAGCGAUGAAAUCAUUUGGCCCGAUGGAGAUGACGCCUUACCUGCUGAUGCCCAGGACCUGAUCACCCGCCUCCUGAGGCAGAGCCCUUUAGACCGACUGGGAACAGGUGGAGCCUCAGAGGUGAAGCAGCACUCCUUCUUCCUGGGUUUGGACUGGAACGGACUCCUCCGACAGAAGGCCGAGUUCAUCCCUCAGCUGGAGGCGGAGGAUGACACCAGCUACUUUGACACCCGUUCUGAACGCUACCACCAUUUGGCAUCUGAUGAAGACGAGGAAACGAAUGACGAAGAGUCUUCCCUGGAAAUCAGACAGUUUGCUUCCUGGUCACAUCGCUUCAGCAAGGUUUACAGCAGCACAGAACAUCUGGCGACGCCGUCCAAUCUGAGCUUCUCCUCGGACCGCAGCCACAGCGAGGACAAGGAGGACCGCGGGGACGUGGGAGGACUCGGUGUCUCCCAGUGCUCAGCAGAUGGCAGUGUGGACAACAAGCAUUCCAGACGCAUGGCCAGCCUUCGUCCUCGCGCCUCCUCCAGCUCUUCCCAGUCCGAGCGGAGCACCAGUCCUCUAGUGAUGAGCAGCACCCACAGUCUGGAAACGAUGCCCCGCUUCGCCCUGUCCACUGACGAUGAAGCUGAGGUGGUGGUGUCGAACCUUCGGAGGAUAAGGAUUCGCAGCAACAGUACGGGGGCCAAACACUCAUCGCCCAAAGAGCCCGCAGGGCCUCGGCGCUUCGGCAACCAGCUGGAGACGCCAGAUAGACAGAGGCUCCCCUCCGGAGGAAAGGUCCCCAAGUCAGCGUCCGUCUCGGCCCUCUCACUCAUUAUCACUACAGAUGACUCUCCCAGCGGCCUCCAGCCUAGUCCCAUCUCCCCACGCUCGCUCUCUUCCAACCCCUCAUCUCGUGACUCAUCCCCUAACCGGGACCUGUCGUUCAGCCCCAGCAGCCUGAGGCCCCCGAUCAUCAUCCACACCUCGGGGAAGAAAUACGGCUUCACCCUUCAAGCCAUCCGGGUCUACAUGGGCGACAGCGACGUGUACACCGUGCAUCACAUGGUGUCGAGUGUGGAGGAGGGCAGCCCGGCUCACCAGGCUGGUCUCUGCACCGGGGACCUCAUCACCCACGUGAACGGAGAGUCCGUUCAGGGCCUGGUUCACCCAGAGAUGAUAGAACUGCUACUGAAGAGCGGCAACAAGGUGGCUCUUCAGACCAUAGCGCUUGAGAACACCUCAAUCAAAGUCGGCCCAGCUCGGAAGACCAAACACAAAGGCAAGAUGGCUCGUCGCAGCAAGAAGAGCAAGAAGAGGGACAAUUAUGACAGGCGACGGAGCAUCUUGAAGAAACUGUCCAAGCAGAGCACGGUGAUGCACAGCAGUCGCAGCUUCUCCUCAGGUCUCCAUCACUCCGUUUCCUCCAGUGAGAGUCUUCCAGGCUCCCCGACACACAGCCUCUCUCCUGGCCCCUCCACCCCCUGUCGGAGCCCUGCACCCGACCAUCAGGGCUUUGAAAAUAACUCUCCCCAGAGCACAUCUCCCUGCUCCAGCUCUCCCAGUUCUCCUGCUGCACACAUCCGGCCCAGCUCACUCCACGGCCUGGGCUCCAAACUCAGCACGCAGCGCUACACCAAGGCGGGCCGUCGGAAGUCGACCAGUAACAUCCCCCCCUCGCCCCUGGCCUGCAACUCCUCCUCAUCCUCCAACCAGCCACUUUCCCCGCAGCGCUCGCCCUCCCCGCUGCCAGGCUUCGCCAAGACCCUCCACACCUACCAUGGCAAGACCUUAUCGCCCCCCACCAUCGUCAGACACGUGGUCCGACCCCGCAGCGCCGAGCCGCCUCGAUCCCCUUUGCUGAAGAGGGUUCAGUCGGCCGAGAAGCUUUCUGGAGUCUACCACGCUGACAAGAAGUCGUACACCCCCCGCAGGCACACGCUGGAAGUGCCGUUUUACGGCGAGGCUGACCUGCUGGGUGACUCCGAGGUCGAGGGCGCCUGCGGGGGCUCUUACAUCGGGAUGGACCACGGCAGGCUGGGAAGCUAUUUGAGCAGCCAAAGGAUUGAGCGGUCGGAACAGCUGGUUGUGAUGCGCAAACUCAACCUGUCGGAGCGUCGCGACUCCUUUAAGAAGCAGGAGGCGGUGCAGGAGGUGAGCUUCGACGAGCCGGAGGAGAAAACCAGCGCCACUGUGACGGGGACCACCGCGGCUCCAGGGGCCCAAACGCAGCCUCUAGCGCAGCAGCACAGGAUGGCCUGGGUGGUCACUCGACCCCAGAGCAGCCAGGAGGUGGAGCUGGAAGUCCCGGUGGUGAGGAGGUUCACCCUGGUGCCGCAGAUCGCCGUGCAGGGCUCAACGGAGAGCGAGGAGCAGGACGAGUGGGAGCCGUGUUCAGAUGGAGAAGAUACUAAUGAGAACGCUGAGCUGGAGGUGGACGUGACUGAGCAGCAGCACGCGGGACGUCAUCUCGCCGACAGCAGCUGCAGUCGAGCUGCAGAAACCACUUGUCCUAAAGUUGCACCAGCAUCAGAGAAAACCGAGUGCAAAGAGGAAGCCCUGCAGAAAGGGCACGCGUGGAAGUAACAGGCCAACACUGCACCCGUUCAAUGUUCGUAUCUUUUCUUUCAAGUCGUGGAUUCCAGCCGAGGUGUUUCCAGUCCGACCCGGACAAACUGAAGGUUGUAAAGUCAUUUACAGGCGUGUCUGCUGCAAAGAGUGGGAGAAGAUUUUACUUGAAUUUUGUAUUGUGAAUAUUCGCCUUCAGGCACCGCAGACUCUUUGAUCUUAUUUAUUACGUUUGUAAAGUACGAGGAGUCCGUAACUGGGAAAGAGGGAAGUUCUCAUUGGUUGAACAGCCAAGGCUCAACAUUUUUGUAUCCAUGAAAUGUGGUUUUAUGUCUUUUGAAUGGAUUUUUCUUUUCUAAAAAUGUCUAUUUUUUAAAUAAACUGUUGUGGUACUGAGUAGUAGAGAUAAUGCUGGGCAUAACAGGACCAAAACAUGGGAGAAACAGUCUUUUUAAGAUUUGAAUAGUGCAGUUUCUCUAGAACCUGAUGCUGAUCUUCAUAAUAAACCUAAGAGCGACCAUUGGUUCACACUGAGCAACAUGACGGACUUAUUUUCUGAUCAAUUUUUUAGCUCUACGGUUUUGUCAAUUCCUAACUACGUUACAGUUUUAUUAAUGCAUUGCGAGUUUUACGUCCUCAUUGUUGUAGAUGACACCAAAAACAAAAGGAUUCGUCAGAACUUUUAUUUAAAAGAAAACAGUCAUAUUAAGAGGAACAAAAAAACAUCGAUCAUGUUCUUUGCAGUGUGAAUUCAUGGUCAAAGUAUUUGCUUUUCAUUCACGUGGCAACAGUCAGUUCAGGGUAAUUUAGCAAGUCACAACCCAGCUGCGACUUCAAACACAAUCUCACACGUCUCCGAGGGUUUAACGUGCCAUUACACCAGUGCAGUGUCCUCUAAGCCAUAUCUCUGAAGACCGAAAUGUUGUCAUCUCAGCUCAUGACGAUAAUGACUUCUCUCGUAAAGUACAGUAGUAAUGUGAGCUCAGCUACACCAGCGUGAAGCUCUGGAUGCUGCACACUCUUGUUUUCGUCCUCUGCUGCAAACUUCCUGAGAUCUAAUUUAAAACCGACACCAUUUGGCUUCGCCCUGAACUUGCGUCGACUCAAAGCCGCACUGAGCAGGCAGAGCUUAGAGGGAACCGCGGGGUCCGUCUUUUUGCUCGGUAUUUGACAGCGACAACGUGUUUUGUAUUUUGAAAGCGCUGCGCCCUGCUGUAGUUUUUUUUUUUCCUCCAGAAAACGUAGCAUUGGUCUUCUUUUUUAUUUUCACCAGCAUGAGAGAGACGCACCGCGCCUGACUGGCCCGCUCCUACUUAAUUUCCUGUGUAGUGAUGUUUACAUCCAAAGGGGAAAAGUGCACUAAUGUAUUUUGACAUAAACUUUGUAACUGAAUGUGAAUGUUAAACUGAGAACAGCAGAGGGAUACAUUUACAGUGAAUCCAAACCCAGGGCUUCUUUGAACAAAUGUCUUUUUUGUGUGUGCGUCUUUGUAUAAAUAUUGUUGUAUAUUUUGGUAACGAGGCUGUGUAUAAUCCCUAGAUGAGUUGAAGGACGUGAUAUGCACAACGAUGACAAUUUGCUGCACCAGAAAUUUUUGGGACGUUGACUUUGGGGGUGGUUUUAGGGGUUAUAAUGGUGCGUUCAGAGCAGUAUUUCACAUCCGCACAGACUGGAUGUAUGUUACAUUUUUCCACUACAGAGUUGGAUAUUGUCUCGUCAGUGGUUGUUGCUGGCUUUUCCAAUGUCCUCUGUUUAUAAAGCAUCAGAAUUGUUGAUGGUUUUUCCUCCAACCCCUCUUCCUCCUUUUGAAAAAUCUCGUGAUGACAACCUUGCAGGAUGCUGCCGUUGUGUUCGUGAGCCGAACGGACAGGUCACUGAAAUGUUCAGUUAUUCCUGCGGUCUGACAGAAUUGUUUACAAUGAAACAAAACAUGCUAUGUACUGUACAAACAUUUUAUAACCUGUGGCUGUAAAUGAUGAAACUCUCCUCUUUGAUACCAUGGAAGAAAGUCACACUCGUAGAUGUUGCGUAUCUUGUUUUUAAGAAACUGUUCUUGAUGAGUAAUUUUGCACCAAGCUGAGAAGUGUUGUGGAGAUUUACAUGCACGUAUGGUUAUUUGCAAGAGUGGCAGCUUUAAGUAGCCUGUUUUUUUGGGGUCAUAUAAAGAAGAAGCUGAAUUUCAGCUUUAAUUGGUGGAAAUAAGGGUUUUUCUUCAGUGUGUAUACACUUCACCGAGUUUGUAAUGGAGCUUUAUUAUGUGCACAUUUGCAUGAAAAUAUAUCUUGCACAGAAGGUAAUGCCGAAGCAGGAUGGAAAAGGAAAUACAAUUCUAAUUAUUUUUCUAAUUACUUCUAUAAAAUUCUUUGUAUACAAGUCAGAUGAACCAAAAUAGACAAGUUAGCAUCAGACUCAUUUGUCGUUACGCAAACUCUACUCUCAGUAGUUUAAAAACAAAAAGAAAACAGGCAAAAAAAGCUACAUGGAGAAAAUGACAAGGGGACUUAUUCAUUAUUUUUAAUGACCUCAUUUCUUUUGUUAAUGUAAACAUACCUUGCUGAUCAUCUCCACCAGUUUAAAGUCGCCACCAGGGGUCUGGAGAUACAAGGUCAGCUGGUGCUCAAUGUACUCUUGAAGAACCGGCUGGAGGGUCAAACUGUUGUACACGUGCAUGUGUUCUCCCGUGGACUCUUCUGUUCGGUGCAUGCUGCAUGACACAAGCACACAGCUGUAAUACUUGACUGCAUGGUAUACCGGCGGUGUCGCCCUGUACUGUGUUUUCUUGUGCAAUGAAUAAACUUUGUAUUCCUCUUUGACUCUUCUUUA